Herpailurus yagouaroundi (jaguarundi) is the source of this 4756-nucleotide messenger RNA. RefSeq names its product period circadian regulator 3 (gene PER3). NCBI's taxonomy places the organism in Eukaryota, Metazoa, Chordata, Mammalia, Carnivora, Felidae. Gene Ontology annotation, biological process: negative regulation of transcription by RNA polymerase II; entrainment of circadian clock by photoperiod; circadian regulation of gene expression. The record is from RefSeq and is a predicted model, not a curated record. Gene Ontology annotation, molecular function: transcription cis-regulatory region binding; transcription corepressor binding. Gene Ontology annotation, cellular component: nucleus; cytoplasm.
GCCGGCGGCCACCCGGCACGCGGCGGGCCUCGGGACGGUUCGCGGCCCGGCCCCGCGCCGGGGAGCGGUGGCGGCAGUGGCUGCGGCAGCAGGCUGCCUCCUGGAGCGGGGCCGUCGGAGACUGCAUGGAGACCCCGCAGAGAAGACUUCCUCCAGGUGAGCGGGGGUCGGUGGCCGCCGGCUCCCGGUGACUUGGAGCUUUCCCUGCGGCGACCGCACGCGCCGAGAUGGGGAAUCCAGGUCUGCCGCUGCCCGCAGAGUGAGCGGCAGGCAACGGACUGAGGGCUGCCCCGCAAAAGAUGGACCCCUGUGAAGAUCUGGAAAGGUCCAGCCAUAAGUCUCUGGACUCCAGGGAGACCGGGCCUCCGGAACUUGAAGGACCACGGGCCUGCGACCCUGAGGCCCUGGGGAAAGGACACGAGGAGAUGUGGAGCCAGAAGUACCACCUGCAGAGCCCACGCGCGGAGAGCAGCAACAGUGAAUGGCAAAAUCGAAACAGAGUUUCCGAAGAGCUUAUGAUGGUUGUCCAAGAAAUGAAAAAAUAUUUCCCAUCAGAGAGACCCAAUAAGCCGAGCACUCUAGAUGCCCUCAACUAUGCCCUUCGUUGUGUACACAUGUGCAAGGAGACAAAUAGUGAGUUUUUCCAGAUUCUCUGUCCAGAUGGAGCACCUCGAGCAAAUGUGACCACGUACAGUCUUGAGGAACUGAGCACGGUUGCUUCAGAACACGCUUCCAAAAACACAGAUACCUUUGUGGCAGUGUUUUCAUUUCUGUCUGGAAGGUUAGUGCACGUUUCUGAACAGGCCACUUCGAUCCUGAACUGUAAGAAGGAUUUCUUGGAGUCCUCGCACUUUGUUGAACUGCUCGCCCCUCAAGAUGUGAGGGUGUCCUGUGCACACACUGUCCACGCUCAGCUUCCCUUCUGGAACAGCUGGACCCAAAGAGCAGCAUCUCAGUACGAAUUCGCUCCGGUGAAAUCCUUUUUCUGCAGGAUCCGUGGAGGCGAAGUCCGAGAGCAAGAGAAGCGUUACUACCCAUUCCGGAUUAUUCCCUAUUUGAUGCGUGUACAUGUCUCUACCCAGCGGGAACCUGAGUCGUGCUGUCUCACCCUGGUGGAGAAAGUUUGCUCUGGUUAUGAAGCUCCUCGAAUCCCGAUGGAUAAAAUAAUUUUUACCACAACACACACCCCAGGGUGUGUUUUUCUUGAAAGAGCGGUGUCUCUGCCGGGUUACCUACCUCAGGAUCUGCUAGGGACAUCCAUCUUGGCGUACGUGCACCCCGAAGACCGUUCUCUCAUGGUUGCCAUACACCAAAAAGUCUUGAAGUAUGCAGGCCACCCUCCCUUUGAACACUCACCCAUUCGAUUCCGUACCCAAAAUGGAGAUUACGUCAUAUUGGACUCCAGCUGGUCCAGCUUCAUGAACCCGUGGAGCCAGAAGGUUUCUUUCAUCAUCGGUCGGCAUAAAGUUUGAACGAGUCCACUGAAUGAGGAUGUUUUCGCGACCCAAAUAAAAAAGACGAACCAUAAUGACAAAGAUGUAACAGAAUUGCAAGAACAAAUUCACAAACUUCUCUUACAGCCUCGGGCCGGAAGCAUGGAGCUUCACACACCGCACGUAGGAUUUCGGAAGCGUUCACCUUCGCGUUCGGUGAUCUCAGACACACUCUCGGGUGCCAGCCGCUGUGCCUGUCCCCGGGCGGCAGCACCUCGCAGGAGCAGCGCGUCGGGGGCGCGUCGUCUGGUGAGGCGGGCGGACCCCGCGCCGCGCAAGCGCACCGGGAGCCGGUACAUGCGCCACGUCGCGUCUGCGCAGGCGCGCCCUCCACCCUCUGCGUCCUCGGAGCGCGGUCACUGUGUUCUCAGCCGCCAUGUCCUCAGAGAACCGGAAGUUACGUGUGUUUUGUUCAUGUAUCUUUUAAUGUACAUGUUUAUAAUUUCUGAAGCACCUUCUCUCAUUCUUUUCCCUCAGCUGACUUUGCAGCAGGUCUCCGCCAGUCUAAACAAAAUUAAGAAUCUCGGUCAGCAGCUUUACAUUGAGUCAAUGGCCAAGUCACCAGAUAAGCAAGUGACGGCGGUGUGCACAGGACGGCUUGGCGAUGAGCAGAAGGUCUCUUCUGCCUUCCAGAUGUUGAAAGACGAUAGCAUGCAUGUGGAGUCUAGUGAAGAUUGGAGAAAAGACCAGCAUAGCCCAUCUUAUCAGCAAAUAAACUGCAUUGACAGUGUUAUCAGAUACCUGAGGAGCUGCGACAUUCCGGCUUUGAAAAGGAAGAGCGCGUCCUCUUCAUCCUCGGAAGACAGACAGGACCACACAAAUGAUGCCCAGACCUUGCACGGUAACGCGAGUGCCCUCCUGGCCAGCCAGAGGAUGGGAGGAUUUUUCUUUUCACUGUCGGUUUCUCUCAUGCCCCCAGCUGCGCCUCAGACCCCAGCCACAGCUCACUUGAAGAUGUCUACUGCCAGGCGGUCUGCAGACGCUGCAGGACGCGCCCCCCGGAGCCUGUCCCCGGCGGCGCUGAGCCUGGGCUCUGGCACGAGCCAGUGUAGCUACGGCAGCACCGUUGUCCACGCCCCCCCGCCAGAGUCAGCAGAAGCGACUCUGGCAGAGGAUGCUGUCCCAGCGUGUGAGCCCUGGACCCCGUGCUCACACCCAGGUCCGCGGACCUCAGAAGAAUUUCAACAUGUAGGGCUGACAAAAGCCAUGCUGUCAGCCCACACACAGAACGAGGAACAGAAUUAUGUUGAUAAAUUCCGAGAAAAGAUCCUGUCAUCGCCCUACAGAGCCUGUCUUCCGCAAGAAAGCAGAAGCAAAGCUAAACAUUUGUACGUUCAAGGAGGCUCCGCUUCCAAGCAGAGCAGCGCGGCCGGCGGCAAGAAGGGGAAGCACAAGGGGAAGAAGCUGCCACAGCUGCCGGGCAGCAGUGGCACUAAGGACGCCUUCUGUCCCCGCUUGCGAGGGGACGAGGGGACGUCCAGGACACACAGCCCUGGGGCCCCUCCCCCGCCUUCUCCGUGGGCCUCCGGCCUGUCGUUCCCGGCUCCUUCCCCCGUCCCGGCCCUGCCCCGUGGGGGAGGAGGCCACGUGGCAGCAGUGGCUCCGUUCGAAUGUCUGUCUGAGCCACGUUUGCCCAACUGCUUGCAGUCUUUUCCUGCCCCUCCUCUCUACUUAGAUACUUUGAUGACCAUUUUCCUGCACGAACCCCCUGUCUGUCCCCUUUUGUCACCAUCCUUCCCCCCAUAUCCGUUCUUGGGAGCACCAGACUCUUCCGAAAUUCCACCCUCAGCAUCAGCAGUGGCUGCCAGGCUGGAACCCCCGUGGUCGGUCCUCAGCCGAAGGCGAGCUGAGGGGAAAUGGGAGACGCCGUGUGAAGAGCACGCACUCACUACCUCGAGGAGCAGCUCACCACUGUGGCUCAACUUACUGCAGGAAGACACGCUCAGAUCCCGCGAAUCUUCAGAUCAGAUGAGAAGGGGUAUUUGCCCAGAAGCCGAGGAUCGUGUCGUAGGCAACAGCGGGAAUAAGAACAGUUACAUGGCAUUACUUCACGAGGAGUCUCCUUCCAAAACAGGUUCUGCAGCAUCAGGAAGCAGUGACCACAGUAUAUACUCCACUAGUGGUGAUUAUUCUUCUGAAAUCACCUCAGAGGGACAGCAGUCUCAGGAUGUACAGAAGAAAGAAACGUUUCCCGGUUUUGCUGAAGAGUCCAUGUGGAGAAUGAUAAAACAGACACCUGAGUGCAUUCUGAUGACAUACCAGGUACCUGAGAGGGUGAAAGAGACCGUGCCGAAAGGGGACCUGGAGAGGCUGGUGGGCAUGCGGCCGCAGCAACCCCAGUUUUCACGCACGCAGAGGGAGGAGCUGGCCAAGGUGCACUCUUGGAUUCAGAGUCAGGCUGUCCCUCGAGAUAGACACUUGGAGGGCUGUGUCACCUGCGAAAGCAAAGAUUCCCUUGGUGACGCCGCAGAGUCCUGUGGUCAAGCUCCAGCAGCAAACGGCAGUUGAGUGGCCACGGAGAUGGCACCUGCCGGACAAGCAGACCUCUUGGUGUGUCUCUUUAACCCCUGACUCCUACAUGGCCAUGAAGCUAUCAGUGAAUGUGAAGGUUUUCCCUUCUGGACUUUUUAACAGGCAUCAUUUUUCUGAAACAGACGUUGUAUAUACCGUCUUUCAUUCCUGUGUUCCUGGUGUAUUAAAGCUGUCAGUCAGCUUCUCUUUCUGGUUGGCCGUCCUCUGAGCAGAUUGGAUGGCCUCUAGAGAGGUGUGUGCACAGUGAAACUUGACUUCGGGUGUCACCCAAAAUGGAUGGUAGUUAGAAGUAUGGCUAGAAGUAGCCCCGAACGUUAGCCUCGUUUAUUUCGUUCUGUUGUUAUGUGGAUCAUUUUCCUGUGGGAGGAUGUAGGACGUCCCACCUGCAGGCCAUAUACUGUUCGGAAUGGUUUCCAUAAGUUGCAUACUUUCAUGCGGCCUGUGCACAACUUGGUGCUUCCCCCCGAGAUUAAGAGGAGACGUUCCGCUUCCUCACGACGCCAAGUCACUUCAGUAUUUACCAGUGUUAGAAAAUAUCGCCCAUCGGUACACUGGGAAUAGCUGGCUUUUAGGUUUGGAUUCUGAGCUUUAUUCCUAUAGAUGCCUUUCCUUUUAAUUUUCCACCUUCCACUGAGAUUCCCAAAGUCUUAUCUUAAAAACCAGUCUACUUACAAUGAGCUUAUUCCUUGGAGUUAAGUUAGCUUUUGCAUGUGUAACAUUAAAACAGAAAG